Messenger RNA from Fonsecaea erecta, 1662 nucleotides. RefSeq lists its product as hypothetical. The record is from RefSeq and is a predicted model, not a curated record. The transcript is spliced from 10 exons. Gene Ontology annotation, molecular function: nucleobase transmembrane transporter activity. NCBI's taxonomy places the organism in Eukaryota, Fungi, Ascomycota, Eurotiomycetes, Chaetothyriales, Herpotrichiellaceae. Bases 1 to 1662 code for a protein of 553 amino acids. Gene Ontology annotation, biological process: transmembrane transport; nucleobase transport. Gene Ontology annotation, cellular component: plasma membrane.
AUGGGGCUCAAGUGGGAACAACUCAAGGAGCGGCUGCAAGUGCCUAAAGACGAGCACUCCUACUACGACAAUACCAGGUGGUGUAACCGGGACUUGAUCCCCAUGCCGCCGGAGAGACGGACCUGGGGUAUAUGGGGAUACUGCGGAUAUUGGACUGUCUCAGGAUCCUGCAUUUCGGCGUGGUCGACGGGAAGCACAUUGCUUGCCUUUGGGCUCAGCCCACAACAAGCCAUCGGCGUCGUGAUCUUGGGCGGCGUUCUCACAGGUCUUUUGGCAGUGGCGUGUGGUUGGAUGGGCGAGAACCACCACAUUGGCUUCACCGUGUCGUCUCGGUUCUCCUGGGGCAUGCAGGGGAGCUACUUUCCAGUUGUGCUUCGCAUUUUCGUAGCUUGCAUGUGGUUUGGGAUGCAGGCGUACUGGGGAGGUCAAGCCACGAGGGUUCUUUGGGGUUCAAUCAUUCCAGGCUUUGCGCACAUGAAGAACUACUUCAGCGAGGGCUCCCACCUUUUGACAAACGAUUUCAUUGGGUUGAUCAUCUGGAUGGCCGCUUUUAUCCCGCUCGUCUUGGUACGCCCCGAGCGUCUGCAGAUCCCCUUUGCCAUCUCCUUUUUCCUCUUCGCCGGAUCGUGCUUCGGCUUGCUUAUAUGGGCUGUCCACGUCGCAGGAGGGGCUGGUAGCAUGUUCCGUGAGCCGGGGACAAGUGCGAAUGUGGGCUGGGCGUUUAUGUUCGGCAUCACCGCCAUUCUCGGUGCCUGGGGGGCUGGGACCUUGGGGCAGUCCGACUGGACGAGGUAUGCGAACCGCAAAUUCGCUCCCACCCUAUCCCAGCUGAUUGCCGCCCCUGUCACCAUCGCCGUGACGGCCACGAUCGGCAUCAUCGUUACCAGCGCUGCCAAGGACAUUCUUGGAGAUAUCGUCUGGAACCCUAUCUACCUGUUGGCGGAUAUCCAAGAAGAAUACCACUCCAGCCCCAGAGCGAGAGCCGGCGUGUUCUUUGGUAGUUUGGGACUGGUGAGCUCACAACUCGCGAUAUCUGUCGUCUUGAACUCGGUGUCGACUGGCAUGGACAUGGCUGGACUGUGUCCCAAAUACAUCAACAUUAUCCGUGGGAGUUAUAUCAUGGCAGUCAUUGGCAUUGCCACUCAGCCAUGGCAACUGUUGAGCACGGCGGACAAGUUUCUCAAAGUCCUCAGCGGCUUUGGUGUCUUUAUGGCGCCUGCGACUGGAGUCAUGUUGGCCGACUAUCACGUCGUCCGUCGCACCAAACUGAAACUCAACGACCUGUACACGGGCGACAGCUCGUCGAUCUACUGGUUCAACAGAGGCGUGAACUGGCGCGCCAUUGUCGCCUUCUUCUCCGGAGUGUGGCCCCUGUUGCCUGGUCUCGUGGGGACCGUCAACAGCAGCACCGACGCUUCGUUCGUCGGCUGGAUCCGUCUGUACAAUCUCACGUUCAUCGUCGGCCUGGCAAUAAGCUUCUUUGUCUUCUGGGUGCUGAACUUCUUCUUCCCGCCGGUUGGUCUAGGCGAAGAGGCUCCCUUUGUCGAGGACGACGUCCUUUACGGGGUCGAGGAGCGCAGCUCGGAAAGCACCGACGAGAAGAACCACGCUUUUAGUGCGAACAGCAACAAGCACGGCGCUGUGGCUACAGUUUCUGUUUAG